Molecule: messenger RNA, 1656 nt
Organism: Hemibagrus wyckioides
Lineage: Eukaryota; Metazoa; Chordata; Actinopteri; Siluriformes; Bagridae
Gene: gpd1b
Product: glycerol-3-phosphate dehydrogenase 1b
Exons: 8
Coding region: 119-1171 (350 amino acids)
Biological process (GO): carbohydrate metabolic process; glycerol-3-phosphate catabolic process
Cellular component (GO): glycerol-3-phosphate dehydrogenase (FAD) complex; cytosol
Molecular function (GO): protein homodimerization activity; glycerol-3-phosphate dehydrogenase [NAD(P)+] activity; NAD binding
Source: RefSeq, a predicted model, not a curated record
GUCAAUCUGGCAACCCGUGCAUAGACUAUAAAUACGCGCUGCAGUGGCGCUCCAUGAGUGGGUCGCGUAAAGCACAAAGCAGCUCCUCCAAAUAGGCUGGGAACUCCAACACUGCAGAAUGGCACCUAAGAAAGUCUGUAUUAUCGGCUCUGGCAAUUGGGGUUCUGCCAUUGCCAAGAUUGUUGGUUCCAACACUGCCAAGUAUGCCACAUUCGAGGACACGGUGAACAUGUGGGUGUUUGAAGAAAUGGUGAAUGGACGCAAACUCACAGAAAUUAUCAACACGGAGCAUGAGAACGUCAAAUACUUGCCAGGACACAAGUUGCCUCCUAACGUGGUGGCUGUUCCAGAUCUAUUGGAAUCUGUGAAAGGUGCAGACGUUCUUAUCUUUGUAAUCCCACACCAGUUUGUAAAGAAAACUUGCGACACAAUCAAAGGUCACAUCAAGUCCGAUGCGGUGGGGAUGUCCCUGAUCAAGGGUGUUGAUGAGGGUCCAGAUGGGCUGAAACUCAUUUCUGAUGUCAUCAACGAGAAGCUGGGUAUCAGUAUGACUGUGUUAAUGGGAGCCAACCUGGCCAAUGAGGUGGCUGAUGGCAAAUUCUGUGAGACCACAAUCGGCUGUAAAAGUAAAGAACACGGGCCACUGCUGAAGGAACUCAUGCAGACGACAAAUUUCCGGGUUACUGUAGUGGAAGAGUCGGAUGUUGUCGAGAUUUGCGGAGCUUUAAAGAACAUUGUGGCAGUUGGCGCUGGUUUCUGCGACGGCCUUGGCUUCGGGGAUAACACCAAAGCGGCAGUAAUCCGUUUGGGUCUGAUGGAGAUGAUUGCAUUUGCACGGAUCUUCUGCACAUCCAGUACUGUAUCCCCCGCCACCUUCCUGGAGAGCUGCGGCGUUGCUGACCUCAUCACCACCUGCUACGGAGGACGCAACCGUAAAAUCGGUGAGGCUUUCGCCAAAACCGGCAAGUCAAUUGAAGAGCUGGAGAAGGAGAUGCUGAAUGGGCAGAAGCUUCAGGGUCCAGCCACUGCAGCUGAAGUAAAUCACAUUCUCAAGCACAAAAACCUGGUGGACAAAUUUCCUCUGUUCAACGCAGUGUAUCAGAUCUGCUUCCAGGGCCAUCCAGUGAAAGAGUUCAUCAGCUGCUUGCAGAAUCACCCAGAACACAUGUAACUCAUUGACCAGCCUGUAGCAUGAUGAGGUUAGUCUAGCUAAUCUAGUUGGGGAGAUGGGGCUGUCUUCACCGUGCCUAUAUUCCUUCCUGAGGAAUGAAGAAUUCGAACUAGGGCUGAUCUGAACUUCAUGUCAAAAUGCCUCACCUUGGAAAAGAAAAAAAAAAAGCCUUACGCCAACGUCUAAGUUAAUGUUGUUAAGGAAGUCCGAUUUUAACCCUUUUAUUUUUUGUAAAUGUGUCCUAACUGAGAUAUGUCCUUACUGUGUUCAUGUAGCUGCUCUCGAGUGAGCAAGCUGCCUUUUUAACACUGUGUGUGUGUGUGCUAAAGGGAUUCUAAAGGAAUUGUGAAUUAAAAGUGCCUUAAAUGGUUUUUACCGGAAUAUUCUGUACACACUGACCCAUCCCUGCUUCGUUGUUGAUUCCAUGUUCAUCAUGGCUCCAGACAUGACAUACUGUCAUUUUGAAAUAAAUUAUUUAAACUGAA